AUGGUCUGUCUGCCGGGAUUCAGCCUGGUCUUCCUGAGCGCUCUCCUGCACCCUGCGGCACCCUGGGGCGAGGGGCGACCGGACAGACCGAGGCAGUGCGACGCGCCAAAGUCGCAAAGUGACAUGAACUCCUUCCUGUGGAGAGUGAAGCGUGCAUCUCCGCAUCCACCUUCUUACUUAUUUGGUACCAUCCACGUUCCCUACACACGAGUCUGGGAUUUUAUCCCCAACAGCUGCAAGCAGGCUUUCCACAACAGCCCCAAUGUUUUCUUUGAGCUGGACUUGACCGACCCUCUCACCAUCUCAAAGCUGACUAGCUGCCAGCUACUGCCCCACGGGGAGAACCUGCAGACGCUGCUACCUCGGGACUUGUACCGCCGCCUCAAACGCCACCUGGACUACGUCAAACACAUGAUGCCUUACUGGAUGACCGCUGACCAGCGUGGCCGAGGCCUGUAUGCUGACUACCUGUUCAACGCUAUUGCGGGGAACUGGGAAAGGAAAAGGCCCGUGUGGGUGAUGCUGAUGGUCAACUCGCUGACGGAGUGGGACGUCCGGUCCAGGGGCACGCCGGUGCUCGACCUGUUCUUGGCUCAAGAAGCUGAGAGGAUGGGAAAGACGACAGGGGCUGUGGAGAGGGUGGAGGAGCAGUGUCACCCCCUCAAUGGGCUCAACUUCUCUCAGGUGCUGUUUGCUUUGAACCAGACACUGCUGCAGCAUGAGGGCGUUCGAGCAGGUAGCCUGCAGGGCUCCUUCACCACUGAGGACCUCAUAACACACUACAACUGUGGUGACCUCAGCUCCAUCAUCUUCAACCAUGACACCUCACAGCUGCCUCACUUCAUCAACAGCUCUCUGCCAGCUCACGACCGCAUGACGGCCCAGCAGAUUGACAGCUACUUCCGCCAGGAGCUCAUCUACAAACGCAACGAACGAAUGGCUCGCCGUGUGUCUGCCCUGCUGCAGAGAAAUCCUAACCAGACGUACUUUUUUGCUUUUGGUGCAGGUCAUUUCCUGGGGAACCACAGUGUGCUGGACAUCCUCAGGCAGGAGGGCUAUGAGAUCGUCCACAUGCCUUCUGAUCACCAAGAGCCAGUCACAGACUCCAGGAAUAAAGCAGCUGAAGAUCCUGCAACAGGGUCCAGCGAGGAGAGCACUGACACUAGCACGGACUCUCCCACCAGCUGGCAGACCAGUCCACCAGGGAUGGAGCUGGAGCCGGAGGACCCAGAAAACAUCCCUGGACUUGGAGAUGAGGAGCUGCCUCACAUGCUGCUCCCCGACAGCCUGAGCCAGCUGGAGGAGUUUGGACGACGCAAACGACCUCGCAAAGCUCACCGCGGCCAUGGGAGACCUCGACUCUUCAGUGACCUGUGGGUUCGCAUCGGGGAUGGCACUACCCCACCACCUAAUGUGAGGAUAAUCAAUGGCUAUGUGACAGUGGAGCCUCCUCUGACCCAUCAAGAGCAGCGCAGGCUGUUCGAGAUCUACUCCACGGAGCAACAGCCCAGUCCACCUUCCUCCACUUCGCCUAGUCCCAGCUCAGCUCAGCCAGCCUCAGUCCACAGCACACUCACACCGCCUUGUCUUUUAGCCUGGAUGUUAUCACACAUGCUGUUUACCUCCUGACCACAAGACAGCGUUAUCUCACAGACAAAACACUCAGACACUACUGCGUCCAUGCCAGAUCAGUGGAAUGUACCUGAUAAACAAGGAAUGACCAUCAGCACAUGCAGACAAGAGAUGGAGGAAUAUUUUAGUCAGGACAUGACAUCCUGAGGCGGGACAAUCCUGCUGUCAGCCUCCACCACAGCUUCAGCCUGUCCCCAAAUGCCAAGUCUCAAAAUGUGUGGAGUAAGCUUUCAGCCACGACACAAGCAAUGAACGGACUGUGUUGGACUGUAAAGGGUGGAGUCUUCAACCCUCAUGAAAGUAUUAUGAUAGAAUAACAGACACAUAGCAAAAUGAAGACCUGUAAUUUUGAAGAGUUUGUGUUGUGGAGUCUUCUACCUAAUAAAAACUGUAAUACUGUAUAGAAAAAGAAGACUGACAUUAAUAAUGAGAAUAGAACAUACUAAUAACAGCUAUAACUCUGUGAUAAAUGAGUUGAAUGCAUACAGUCAAACAGUACCAUGUAGGAGGGGGAGCAUUCAGUUGCUACUUUUGUAAAUUGUGCAUUUUGUUCAUAAAGAAAUAUUGUA
This is a messenger RNA of Xiphias gladius (swordfish), 2201 nucleotides long. It is a transcript of the gene trabd2b, whose product is annotated as TraB domain containing 2B. Gene Ontology annotation, cellular component: organelle membrane. The coding region runs from base 1 to 1629 and encodes 542 amino acids. NCBI's taxonomy places the organism in Eukaryota, Metazoa, Chordata, Actinopteri, Istiophoriformes, Xiphiidae. The record is from RefSeq and is a predicted model, not a curated record. Gene Ontology annotation, biological process: negative regulation of Wnt signaling pathway. Gene Ontology annotation, molecular function: Wnt-protein binding; metalloendopeptidase activity. The transcript has 7 exons.